AUGGCGCUGGGAUUUGGACGUCUAUUGAUCGGUGGAGGCAAGGGAAGUAAACAGCAUGAGGUUGCACAUACGCCUGCCGUCUGGGUUUUGUUCUCUGUGUUCGCCUCCAUCCGCUCAAAGUUGGCUGUUCAGAACGUGAUUCUGCGCGCCCGCUUAAUCGUGCGUAGUCCCUGCCGCUGUGGAAGAAUCAAAAAACAAACGAGCAACAACUGGUUCCGAGUUAGCGGAAUUCAACCAUUUGGAAAGGACUUUGCUCGCCCUCUUGUUGAAAACCAGUGUUGUGACCAAGCUGGUUUCGACUGUGCAGUGGACGAUCUACUCCAAGAACCACCUCUGGUUCUACCGGAGGGAAAUUCUAAUUCUUUCGACAGUCAGGAUAUUUCUGAGAAGAGUGAAAAGUCGACAGCAAAAAAAGCUGUGUUAGGAAAAACGGAUGAGAUUUUAAACAACCCUGAAUUCCCGCCGCCUCCAUCUCCCGCCUCUUUUCAGGAUACGGAUCACGAAGAACCUGAAAGAGUCUCAGAGGCACGAAACACGUGUAACAGUGCUGCUGAAUUGCCUAUAUCGACUGCUUACCACUCAACGCAAGCAGACUCCAAUCUACGCCCUGAGACUGAGGCAGAUUACCUGAUAUCUGGUGACAUUGCUGAAACUUUUGCUACCGACGAGAGGGUGAACACCGAAUUUUGUGUUGUAGAAGAUCCCUUAAUUCCACAGGAUACAAGGGAAAACAGUCUGGAGAAGAUCAGUAGUCAAAGCAGCUAUCGUGAUUCAGAGACAGCUCCAGAAGUAGAUCAAGGUUUUUUGGAAAACGGCCACCUCAGUGAGGAGAGCUGCAGUUCCUAUCAGCUGGUCAAGUCAAUAGGCGACCAGACACCCAAAGCUGCUGGACUAGCCGAAUCUUCUGGAUCUCAGCAGCCGCAGCAAAACCUUAGAGAUUCAAAGGAGGAAAUACCGGUCGAAGCUUGUGCGGAACCGGAGAGCACUUCCGAACAGACCACGCAAAAUAAUUUGGUCAACCAAACGGUCGAGACAGCCGAAUCACUGACCCUGGACCACAACUUCUGUGCAGAGAGUUCCUUUGAUUAUGUUUCACCUACUGAGACACUAGUGAGCGGGACCACUGAGCAAGGAGCCACAUGUACGGCUCCGUAUGACAUCUCAAUGAGUACUACUGGUGGUAUUUCCGAGAUUGCCUCUGACAGAAUGACACAUGAACCUCUGAACCAGACCUCAACGAGCGCGGAAGACAUGGACGAUGAGGCACACGAAUUCGAAACGGACAACCGCACUACUUAUGACAUCGAAAGCAACUAUCAUGAUGAAGUAGCAGUAGAAGAUGCGGAAGAAUUGACAGAAAGGGGAUCCGACAUUCAUCUGGGCUCGAGCUUCCAACCAGGCGUCCUGGAGUUUGGUAUCAUUGAGGAGGAAGCAAGGCCAUCCUUCAAAGCGAUCUGUGAGGAACUGGACAAGAAAAAUGUCGUAAGUCACCUACAACAGUGUCACUCCGGCCCGUUCGUAAUGAACCCCCCAAUCGCCAGUCUGCGUCAGCAAGACAUUGUGGUAUUAAAUCCUAGAACCGGAGAAGUUUUGGGGGCUAAUCAGCACGCAGCUCAACCGAUUCACGCAGCACAAAUCGACAUCCUGAAGGCAACCAAUGAGGAUGCAGUAACUGGAGGAAUGGAUCAACAUUUGAACGGACCAGAUGAUUUGGGACAGCAGCCAGGUUACGAGAUGCAACAAAACGGAAAUACAGAUUCUUCCUCCAAAGGUGGAAGAGGAGCAGGGGCAUCGGACGAGGGCAGUGGGAAUGCCAAUGGUGGUAGCCACCCCAUACACAGUGCGUCGAUGGAGCGAGCCCGUCAAACAUAUAACAUGUCACAGUGCCAGUUGGCCCACGUGACCGUAUACCUCGAUCGAGCCUUGAUCUGUCGCCGUAUACGACCUCGAUUCAAGGCGUCCGAAAUUACGGAAGUGCUUUUUGAACAUCUGUCGCCAGCGAUAGACAAGGACUCCGUACGGUAA
Dicrocoelium dendriticum is the source of this 2025-nucleotide messenger RNA. NCBI's taxonomy places the organism in Eukaryota, Metazoa, Platyhelminthes, Trematoda, Plagiorchiida, Dicrocoeliidae. The record is from the annotation of a GenBank genome assembly.